This is a messenger RNA of Globicephala melas (long-finned pilot whale), 1550 nucleotides long. It is a transcript of the gene PRRG1, whose product is annotated as proline rich and Gla domain 1. Gene Ontology annotation, cellular component: extracellular region. Gene Ontology annotation, molecular function: calcium ion binding. Lineage: Eukaryota; Metazoa; Chordata; Mammalia; Artiodactyla; Delphinidae. The record is from RefSeq and is a predicted model, not a curated record.
GCCGCUUCCCACCGCCCUUCCCGUCGGCUCCUGGCUCCUCCUGGGCUCGGUGGCGGUGGGAAGGCGCAAGCGCGGUUGGCGGCCGGCAGGAGCGCGGAGUAGUGGCGCGGGACGCGCGGGAAUCAUCAUCAAAGGACCUACCAGAGACCACAGGAAAACAUGGGGAGAAUUUUCCUCACAGGAGAAAAAGCCAAUUCAGUAUUAAAACGCUACCCAAGAGCUAAUGGACUUUUUGAAGAGAUAAGGCAGGGCAAUAUUGAACGUGAAUGCAAAGAAGAAGUCUGCACAUUUGAAGAAGCAAGAGAAGCUUUUGAAAAUAACGAAAAAACUAAGGAGUUUUGGAACACUUACACAAAAGCACAACAAGGAGAGAGUAACAGAGGAAGUGACUGGUUUCAGUUUUACCUUACCUUUCCAUUAAUUUUUGGCCUCUUCAUUAUCCUCCUUGUCAUUUUCCUAAUCUGGAGAUGCUUCCUAAGAAACAAAACUCGCAGACAGACAGUGACUGAAGGCCAUAUUCCUUUCCCUCAGCACCUCAAUAUUAUCACUCCGCCUCCUCCACCAGAUGAAGUCUUUGAUAGCAGCGGAUUGUCGCCAGGCUUUCUGGAAUAUGUAGUUGGGCGCUCAGAUUCCGUCUCCACUCGCCUGUCCAACUGCGAUCCCCCACCGACCUACGAGGAAGCCACUGGUCAGGUGAACCUGCGGAGGAGUGAAACAGAACCUCAUUUAGAUCCACCCCCAGAGUAUGAGGACAUCAUCAACUCCAACUCAGCCAGUGCCAUUGCUAUGGUGCCUGUGGUCACCACCAUCAAAUGAAACUGCACACUUCUUUUUAUUAUAAUCAUUUUUAAAAUACUAAUGAAAGAACUUUCUAGCACUUUACCACUACAUAAAUGUGCAUUUGACUUAUUGGAUUCUGACAGCAUACCACUUCACAUCCUCUGAUUUGAUUUUCAUUAGUUUUGUUUCCUACUAUAAAUUCAUUAUCCAUGCUCAUUUUUGCUAAUGGAAAUAUGUUAAGAGGGAAAAAUACUAGUGGAGGUCUUCGUGUGAGGAGAUGUACAUGUGUGUACGCAUAUGUUUAUGUAUAUAUGUACAUGCACAUAUGUGUGUGUGUACAUCAGCCCAGUGUACGGGCAACUGUCUUAAAAAGUCAUUAACAUCUAUCUAAAUCACCUGUAAAGUUAGAACAUUACUCACCAAAACCGGGGUGGGGGAGAAGGCACCAACAACGUGUGUAACAGGUAGCAACAUGCUGUUGAAUUUUGAAAAUAAGAUGAACUUAGCAUGUUUUCUGAUUCGUACAGUCUUUUGUUAACCUUCUUCAACUACCUUAAAAGGAAAAAAAAAUGCAUGUAGUCAAUCUUGACUUUAGGAACAGCUCAGAAGGCGACAGAGAAGGAAGGCACAAUAAACAAUACCUUGCUUAUUUCAGUGGACAGCAAGAAAAUCAUGGGUCCUUAGUGGCAUUUGGCUGGUUUCAUAGGAGGGAUUUUUGUUGCUGUUAUUGACUGCCUCCCCCACAAAAAUUAAACAGUAUUUGCUCAGUA